Molecule: messenger RNA, 510 nt
Organism: Scaptodrosophila lebanonensis
Lineage: Eukaryota; Metazoa; Arthropoda; Insecta; Diptera; Drosophilidae
Product: vitamin K epoxide reductase complex subunit 1-like
Exons: 3
Coding region: 1-510 (169 amino acids)
Biological process (GO): vitamin K metabolic process; peptidyl-glutamic acid carboxylation
Molecular function (GO): vitamin-K-epoxide reductase (warfarin-sensitive) activity
Source: RefSeq, a predicted model, not a curated record
AUGAAAGGAGAGGACAUCCCUACGUUCGUAUCUGGUUCCCGCCUGCGUAUGCUCUGCAUUACGGGUCUACUUAUUUCCAUCUAUUCGAUGUACGUUAAGUUACAACUGGAUAGAGAUGCCAACUACACGGCCAUGUGUGAUUUGGCCGAAAAAGUGAGCUGUACUGCUGUUUUCAAAUCCGACUAUGGACGUGGGUUUGGACUUACUCAACUAAUUUUUGGUGCGUCAUCUACAUAUCUGAAUCCCCCGAAUGGUAUCAUAGGCAUUGUAUUCUACUCGUUGCUCUUCGUUUCUUCAUUCUAUGAGAACCGAUGGCUUUGCAUUUUCCAACUUAUGGCUGCCUUUGUCACUCUACUACUGUGCGUCUAUCUGGGCGGCCUCUUGCUAUUUGUGUUGUGCGAAUGUUGUGUGGUUUGUUUGCUCAUCUAUGUGCUGCACACAGCACUCUUCCUCGAGGUGCGCGGACGUUACAAGCGUUUGUAUGCCGCCAAGGCUCCAGUGGGCAACUAA